AUGAUGGACUCAGUGCCGACAGAAAUCAAGGAAGCCUUGGUCAAAGCGUUCUCACGGUUCCCUGAAUACAGUUUUAUCUGGAAACAUGACAAACCAGAAGAUAUGGCUAAUUUGAAUGUACCUAACGUAUUUUUCAAAAAAUGGCUGCCACAGAAAGAGCUUUUGGGUAAGAAAUAACUUACGUUACCCUAGCUUUAGCUUUACCUUUAAUCUUAGCUUUCGCUCUAGCCCUAGCUCCAGCUCUACCUCUGGCUCUGGCUCUGGCUCGAGCUCUGGUUCUGGCUCUAGUCCUAGCCCUAGCUCAAGCCGUGGCCUUAGCAAUAGCCAUAGCCGUAGUUAUAGCCAUAGCUUCUCUAAACCACUACAAUCUUUUUAGCGGCUUUAUUCUAUCUCUACUAUACUUAUUACAUUAUAUUUAUAAAAUCUUUCAGUCGACCGCAGAAUCCGUUGUUUCAUAACUCAUAUGGGUCUCAAUUCCUACCUCGAAUUAGCCUAUUCUGGAGUUCCAACCAUUAUGCUACCUCUCUUCGCCGACCAACAAUUCAAUUCCGCCGUCGCGGAGAAAAAACGUCUUGGAGUAACAAUCCAGAAGUAUAACAUAACAUACGACAGUUUAUACGAAGCCUUAAACAAAGUGCUAAACGAUCAAAGUUACGCUGAAAAUGCCAAAACUUAUUCGAAAAUGCUCAAAGAUCAACCGGAAAAACCGACCAACACGUUUUUGAAGUACGUGGAGUACGCUGCUGAGUAUCCCGCAGUCAAAGAUGUUCUGGAUUUACCUUCAACUUCACUCAACUUUUGGGUAUUCUACUCUUACGAUGUUAUUGGAUUCUUUGUUGCAUUGGCAAUAAUUGGUGUCAUAGUGACUGUGAAAUUAGUGAAAUUGGGAUACAAACUAGUUAUCGUGACUAAUAAUAGUAAAACGACUAAAGUCGAGUGA
Bursaphelenchus okinawaensis is the source of this 940-nucleotide messenger RNA. NCBI's taxonomy places the organism in Eukaryota, Metazoa, Nematoda, Chromadorea, Rhabditida, Aphelenchoididae. The record is from the annotation of a GenBank genome assembly.